This is a messenger RNA of Blastomyces dermatitidis ER-3, 2876 nucleotides long. RefSeq lists its product as uncharacterized. The record is from RefSeq and is a predicted model, not a curated record. Bases 845 to 1516 code for a protein of 223 amino acids. The transcript is spliced from 2 exons. NCBI's taxonomy places the organism in Eukaryota, Fungi, Ascomycota, Eurotiomycetes, Onygenales, Ajellomycetaceae.
ACAAAAUGCAACCCAUUUUGCACGGCCACCGAACGGCUCACACUCCAGCACAAACCCCCUCAGGAUCAACAAGUCAGACGGACAUGAUUUUUGUGAUGGCUGUUUACAUGAGGCCCUAACUUCAUGAUAGUUUGUAAGUUAGCUAGGCAUUUUGGCAUUCGCAUGGGAAUGAUCAACAUCAUCAACAGAAGCUCACUGGGGUUGCACAUUCUUGCGUGAUUGAAUUGUGAUAACUGAUGUGAGAACAUCUGAAGAUGUUGUGUGAUUGCAUUGUGAAUCACCCCUGGCUGCCUUGGCCAUCGGCCUAGCGUGGCAGACCGUGUCAAAUCCUGGCGUUUCUUCAUAAUCAUUGGGCCAUGAAACUUUAACUUUGCAACAGAGCAAGCGCUAACUUGGCCAUACAAACGAUCGCACGGAGUCUCCACGAUGCUUUAGCUUGCUGUGCUCUGGGAAAGCUCGAAUAGAGAUUCAGGACAUUGCCAGAACCGCCCAGGAUGAGCAUACCAAUCCGCACACAUAUCGCCUAUCAUGGAGUGUAUGGUCCACUCGAAAUUCUUCAAGAAUCUGGGGGAAGGGGUACGCUCUCAACUUCGGCCCAAAAGCUGUGCCAAGUUAGCCCGCACUUGAGGGUUUUAUAUACUGGGAAACCUCCUUCCCCUGCGGGAUGCAUUUGAUUAUAGUUAUUCUUCAUUUACCAUAUUUCUCAUCUACCUCCAUGCCACAGGGGUAGCCACCAGCUACUAUUAUUUUUGAUUUUUGUAGGAGCUUAUUCUUCUCAUCACUGGCUACCACUUACGUCUCCCAUGAGCAUUCAAAUCCAAGCUUGACUCAGUCGUCUAUUCAAAUGGACGUUAUCCAUCUUCGUCAAUUUAUAUUCCUUCUUAUUUGGACGACAAUAGCCCCCAUGUCUUACGGCUACAGCUUUACUUCCCACCAAGCCACAUCUGAAAAUUGGGGUGCACGGUAUCGCGUCGUAAAACGUGAGAUGGAAAUUAUCCCAGGCAGCGUCGGCGAUGUUGAGACAGAUAGAGAUUGGGCUCAAUCUAGCGGUGGAUCUUUCAACAUCUCCCAGGGUGGCAUAAUCGCAAUAGUUGUGAUUGUAGGUAUCGUUGUUAUUCUAGGGUUAACAUCCGCGAUCCUCUUCUAUAUUGCUAAGAAGCGAUCAUGGGAAGUUCGUGCCUCAAUACGCCGAUCAGCAAAACGCCUUGCGGCACCAAUGACACCACGACGAUUUUCAACCGCGCCCAGUUCAAGUAAACCAAGGAAUCGCGACGUAUCCAUGCGCAUUCCUGCUCAGGAUACGGACCCAAACCAGAAGAAGCCAAAAGAAGCUUCACAGCAGAUUAAGUCCGAUGGAUCCACCGACAGGCGGGGACGGGGGAAAGAAAUGCUGCCGCCGUUCGAUAGGGAUGUGGAAAAGGCAGUUGAUGCCAAAUCACCCACAGGCAAAAGCGAGUUUGAACCUUCAUCGCCACGAGGAUGGAAGAAAAUGGUUCCCUUUGGAAGUACUCGAUGAUAUGCCACCCAAAAGGGCAGGCAAUGUUUGUUUUAUUUAGAUUGUUUUUGUCUCAGCAAAAUUCGAUAUUUGGGUAAUAGGCGCUCAGAACGAGGAAAGCUUGCACUCUGCGUGUUAUGUUUGCUUUAUUUAUUAUUGUUUGAUAUGGUUCACUCUAAUUUUGUGCACCCAGGAGGCAGCACAGGCACCGGCUGCAUGCACCAAGUUGUCCCAAGCGCCAUGCAUGUUUCAGACAUGUUGAUGAUGAAAAUAACAUCCGCAUGCAGCCAUGAUUUCAUUAUUAUUGUCUCUUCGUAUUCUCGUUCCUUGAAUUGGUUUUUUUACCUCCACAUCUUUCCUAAUUUAGUCUCUUUUCCGUUUUUCUUUUUCUUUUGCACUUUGCCGCGUCUCUAUAAUUCUUCCACACUACACUGUCCAUAGACUUGAUUUUCUGGUAAACUUUAAUUCCUCUGGCCAACUGAUAAGUGAUAAGUUCAAUUCCGUCACGGAUCCCUCUUCAAACCCCUCAGGCUCUGAAAGUAUGUGGAGUAAGGGGUACCUGGUUUUUUACUUUCACUGUUCCUUAGAUUUCUCUACUGGUAAUAAGUGUUGUCAAUUUGGGAUACCUUAAUUCGUACGGCGCAAGACAUGCCCCAAUUUGGCUUGGAUAUCGUCUCCUACAUUUAGACUGUAUCUCCCUUAAAUUCGUAUCAAAUGGCCUCAGCUUCGGAUCUGAUUACAUUAUUUCUCUCCAGAAUCGAUUUCAGCCUCAUCGGUUUCUCCGACGUUUCAUUCACAAGGGAUAUCGAUGACUGCUCUCCCUGAUCGUUUAUUUGAUUCCUUGCAUUUCUCUCUGCCAAGCUACUCCCCCGACCGAUUCAUCAGAGUCUUAUCUCCUUAUAUUCAUACAUGUAUGUGCAACCGAGUCAAUCCCUUAACCGUAUAUUUAAAUGCUGCCGCCGUGUUAUUGGCAUGAGGGGAGAGUUUUCUCUGUCUUCCUACACUGCAUCUCAUGCGCCAGGGUCACAUUCAUUUGCCCAUUUAGAUUUUCUGUACCAUACAUCUCAUUGAUGCAUGAUGCGCACGGCACAGUUCAUCACAUUAAAUCAUAGUUGUAACUCGGGGCGGGUUAGCUAAGAAUAGUAACAACAUCGAAAACGUGCGCAACGUCGGUUCACAACAGCAUGACGCAGUCUCGGUCUGAGGGCAUGCAUCGUUCUAGCUCGGUGGCCAAAGUGAAUGUUGAAUUUACCUGAUGGGAGUUGCUUUUCAUUCUUUGGACAACAGAUACAUAAUGUAGUGGCAGUUCUGGUCCGGUCCUGCGCUUUGACCUCGCUAGACAAUAAUGGAGCAAAAUUCAGGAGAAUGCACGGCAUACCUU